Molecule: messenger RNA, 3124 nt
Organism: Gracilinanus agilis (Agile Gracile Mouse Opossum)
Lineage: Eukaryota; Metazoa; Chordata; Mammalia; Didelphimorphia; Didelphidae
Gene: SMC6
Product: structural maintenance of chromosomes 6
Exons: 17
Coding region: 1-2370 (789 amino acids)
Biological process (GO): double-strand break repair via homologous recombination
Cellular component (GO): site of double-strand break; nucleus; Smc5-Smc6 complex
Molecular function (GO): damaged DNA binding; single-stranded DNA binding
Source: RefSeq, a predicted model, not a curated record
AUGGCCCAUGAGCUCUUGGCCUACACUAUGGGGACACCAGGACAGAUGAAAACCUGCCCUCAAGAAGCUUACGCCUCAGCAGAGCAGCAGCACUCAUGGCGAGGGAAUAAUGACAGUCCUCCCAGGACAAGGCAGUCUCCCCAAGAAGUCCCCAAAAGGUCUUUGAGCAGGGCCACCAGGGCUCAGAAGCAUGUGCUGUACAACCGCUGCCGCAGCGAGUACCGCAGCCUGGCCAAGGACGGCGAGCAGCUCCAGGCCCGGAUCCAGGAGCUCAAGAGGAGUGCGGACCAGAGCCUGGAGCCGGCGCGACGCGAGAGGCAGAGCAAGAUCGCGGCCCUGACCGACAAGGCCCAGAGCCACGAGGCCCAGGAGGAGCUGCUGGGCCAGGAGCUGGAGCGCUUCCAGCAGGCCAUCAAGAAGGACAAGGAGGAGCGCUCGAGGAUCAUGCAAGAAGAAGCCGACAUCAGGCAGGUCCUGGACGCCAAGAGGAGCCACCUGGAGCACCUGCGGGGCAGCCGCAGCAACCGGCUCAAGCAGUUCGGCGCGCAGGUCCCGGCCCUGCUCGAGGCCAUCGACGAGGCCUACAAGAAGGGGCAGUUCACGCGCAAGCCGGUGGGCCCGCUAGGGGCCUGCAUCCGCCUCCGGGACCCCGAGCUCGCCCUGGCCAUCGAGUGCUGCCUCAAAGGGCUCAUCUUCGCCUUCUGCUGCCACAACUACAAGGACGAGCACGUGCUGCAGGGGCUCAUGAAGAACUUCUACCCGCCGGCCACCUUCCGGCCUCAGAUCAUUGUCUCCGAGUUCCGGGACAAGGUGUACGACGUGACCCACAGGGCGGCCUAUCACCCCGACUUCCCCACCGUGCUCACAGCCUUAGACAUCGACAACGCCGUCGUGGCCAACAGCCUGAUCGACAUGAGGAGGAUCGAGACGGUGCUGCUGAUUAAAAGUAGCCCUUUGGCUCGGGCUGUGAUGCAGGCUCAGAAACCGCCCAAGAACUGCAAAGAAGCUUUCACAGCCGAGGGGGACCAAGUGUUCGAACGGCGCUAUUACUCCUCGGAGAGGACGAGGCCCCGCUACCUCACCGGAGAUGUCGAGAAGGAAAUCAGCCAUUUGGAGAAGGAAGUGGAGAACAAGAUGGCGCAGCUGGGCGCGCUGCAGCAGCACGUGCACUCCCUGGAGAGCGACCUGCAGAAGAAUCAGGAGUUGGUCAGCAGCCACCACCGGCACCUCAAAGAGCUCAAGAUUAAAAUCAAAAAAAUCCUUCUGGAAAUCAAAGAGCUUGAGAACGAAGAAGAAAACCAGUCGGUGGAUAUCUCAACCCUGGAGGAGGAAAACGAAGAAAUCGAGAAGCGGAUGAAGGAGGUGGAGGAGAAGAUGAGCGUCCAGAAGGAGGAAAUGGAGAAUCUGCGCAAAGAGCGUGCGGAGGCCGAGCAGACCUACGAAGACUUCAAGAUGAAGAUCCACCAGGUUUCGGAGCUGGCCGAGCCCGUGAAGGAGGAGCUCAAUGAGGCUGACGCCGAGGUGGACGCCCAGAAGCGCUCCCUGCGCCACUACGAGGACCGCCUCAGCCAGCACAUGGCCACCGUCCAGGUGAAGAAGGACGAGCUGGCCAGGACGGAGAGAGAGCUCAAGGAGAAGAUCGCCCUGGCCAAGAAGAUCUGCCCCGAGCGAAUGGAGGUGAAGAAGAGCCCCUCGGCUCUGGACAAAGAGAUCACCCGGCUCAGGCAGAAGAUCCAGACCGAGAGCGACAGCCACGGGGACAAGGACGAGAUCAUAAGGCAGUACAAGGAGGCCAAAGACACGUACCAGGACCUCGACAGCAAGGUGAAGAGCCUGAAGAAGUUCAUUAAGUUACUGGAGAAGAUCAUGGCCCAGAGAUACAGCACCUACCAGCAGUUCAGAAGGUGUCUCACCUUACGGUGCAAGCUGUACUUCGACAACCUGCUCUCGCAGCGGGCCUACUCCGGGAAGAUGCUCUUCGACCACAAGAAGGAGACUCUGGCCAUCACGGUCCAGCCUGGCGAGGGGAGCAAAGCUGCCUUCAGCGACAUGCGCUCCCUGUCCGGCGGGGAGCGCUCCUUCUCCACCGUCUGCUUCAUCCUGUCUCUGUGGUCCAUCGCCGAGUCGCCCUUCCGAUGCCUCGACGAGUUCGACGUCUACAUGGACAUGGUCAACCGGAGGAUCGCCAUGGACAUGAUCCUGAAGAUGGCCGACUCGCAGCACUACCGCCAGUUCAUCCUGCUCACGCCGCAGAACAUGAGCUCCCUCCCCCCGAGCAGACUGAUUCGAAUCCUGCGCAUGCCGGACCCCGAGAGAGGCCAGCGAACCCUGCCCUUCAGGCCGGUCAACCAGGAAGAGGAGGAGGACUGAGGGCCGCCUCCACGGCCGGCCGGGCUGCCGCCAACGUCCCUGUUGUCAGUGUUGUGUGUAAAGUGUCGUCUCAGAGAUGGUGUUUUGCUCAUUAAAAGCAUUUCAGGAAGAGAAGCGUUUUGUGUCGAGAGAAGCCGCUGCCCUUUGCCCUCCCACCCACGGGCGGCUCUCUCAGAAGAUUGGGGGGCCCUGCGAGCACCCCCUCUUCCUGCAGAGUUCCAGGAAAGGGCAGAGGCGGCCCCCUUCCGCAGGCGCCCCCACCAGGGCCGCUCUCGGAGCUCGUCCCAAGGCAGCCCAUUCCACAGGUGGGUUAGUCCAGGGUGGGCGGCCGCCCGGGGGCCCCUCUGGCACGGACGCCCUCAUCGCCCUUCUGGGGCCACCCGUGGUGCAUGCUCUGUGGUUCCGUGUCUCCUCCUCGCAGACCCCGUCGUUGUUUCUCCCCGUUUCCCCCUCUGGGGGCCCUCAGUACCGUUUCUCCCUUUUCUGUAAAGCCGUCUCGGUUCUGUGGUAGGUUUAAACGUGGCGAGCCCUCCCCAUCGUCGGGGGACUAAACCCUCGGCCAAACCGGUUUUGUGCCCACCUUCCCUUUGCCCUGCUCCCGCGCCCCCUCGAGCGAGCCUCCCCUCCGUCGUCCUCUCCACGAGACUCUGCCUGCUUCAUAGCUCUCGCGCGGGAAGGAAGACAUGUUGGAGGGGAAAAAACAACAAAUGUCUGUUAAUUGUGAGGAAUUCAUUUAAAAUAAAGUUCUUGAUAA